CGACUCGGCACAUCACGAGCUGGUUCAGAUUUUGAAUUUCGUUGUCGGCGAGUUUGGAAAAGUUCAAAAGCAGUUUGUUUGUGUUAGCAGAUUUAUACCGAGAUGUCUGAGGUGAAGAAAGAUGUGAUAACUUUAGAAUCCGCCCAGCUAUCUGCUGAAAAAUGGACACUGCGAUCCGAGAGCGUCAGUGUAGAGAUCAUGUCCUUAGGCUGUGUGAUAACCGCCAUCAAAACACCUGAUCGGAAUGGACACAGUGCGGAUAUUGUGUUAGGCUUUGAUGAGCUAGGAAGUUAUCUCACUAAUCCUCGCUACUUUGGAGCUGUGAUUGGGCGAGUUGCUAACCGCAUUGCUAAGGGUCAGUUUGUAAUUGAAGGAAAAGUGUAUAAGCUGGCUAUUAAUAACGGACCCAAUUCCUUGCAUGGUGGCAUCAGGGGCUUUGAUAAGGCCGUGUGGAGCAGUGAGACUGUGCCUAAUGGAGUGAGACUAAGCCACACAAGUCCUGAUGGUGAUGAGGGAUAUCCUGGCAACCUGAAGGUUUCUGUCACCUACACACUGGAGGAAAACACACUAAGUGUACAUUACUGUGCCCAAACUGACCAAACUACGCCAAUCAACCUGACUAAUCACUCUUAUUUCAACCUUGCUGGACAGGGUACACCAGACAUUUAUGACCAUGAAGUAAGCAUCUCAGCAGAGACAUACCUGCCUGUAGAUGACAACAUGAUUCCGACAGGAGAAAUUAGACCUGUAGAAAAUUCACUCUUUGACCUCCGCAAACCGGUUCUUCUUGGGUUUCGACUCAAAGAACUGCCUGGCCCAGGGUUUGAUCACAAUUUCUGCCUUUGGCUUCCCGGACAAUCAAAACAAGAGAGGAAGUGUGCAAGAGUGGUGCAUCCUGGGACAGGGCGUGUUAUGGAGGUGAGCACCACCCAGCCUGGGGUUCAGUUCUAUACUUCCAACUUCCUGGAUGGGACAGUUGGAGGGAAAGGAGGCACGUCAUACCCAAAACACAGUGCUUUUUGUCUGGAGACACAAAACUGGCCAGAUGCUGUUAAUCAGCCCCAGUUUCCUGAAUCUCUGCUAAGACCAGGAGAGGAGUACAUUCACACUACACGCUUUACAUUCUCAGUUGCCUGAGACAUACAUUACUAUAAUAGUGAUAAUACACAAAUUAAUACAAUAUUCUUGCCAGGUGAAAGGACACCAUUUGAUCAAAGGUAAAUUUCAACCUAUAAAAUCCAAAAGACAGUAUAAUAAAUUUCAAGCACUUCUAUAUAUUUGAGUGAAAU
Tachysurus vachellii is the source of this 1289-nucleotide messenger RNA. It is a transcript of the gene galm, whose product is annotated as galactose mutarotase. The transcript has 7 exons. The coding region runs from base 103 to 1137 and encodes 344 amino acids. Gene Ontology annotation, biological process: beta-D-galactose catabolic process via UDP-galactose, Leloir pathway; glucose metabolic process. NCBI's taxonomy places the organism in Eukaryota, Metazoa, Chordata, Actinopteri, Siluriformes, Bagridae. The record is from RefSeq and is a predicted model, not a curated record. Gene Ontology annotation, molecular function: carbohydrate binding; aldose 1-epimerase activity.